This is a messenger RNA of Xenia sp. Carnegie-2017, 1161 nucleotides long. RefSeq lists its product as uncharacterized. The coding region runs from base 199 to 1077 and encodes 292 amino acids. The record is from RefSeq and is a predicted model, not a curated record. The transcript is spliced from 3 exons. Gene Ontology annotation, molecular function: protein binding. NCBI's taxonomy places the organism in Eukaryota, Metazoa, Cnidaria, Anthozoa, Malacalcyonacea, Xeniidae.
AAGCACUGGUAUCAACACAAAGUUUCAUUUUGUAAAAGAAAAUGUAGCCGCCAUUGCUCUUGAAGAGUCACUAUCCAGUGGAUUCCAGCAAAUUAUUUGAAAAAUGAAGUACAUAACUGCGCGUGAGAAUAACGGACGUCGAACGCGCGUUGUUUGUUGACGCUACUGAUCAAAGAAUUUUUUGUUCUUGUAAUUUGAAUGAAGAAAUUUAAAACUUGUAAUCUAUUUAUGAUGGAAAAUUGUGAGUUUGCAAAACCUUGGUAUCGGAGUGAUGUCGUUCUUCGAGUCGAAAAUCAGGAAUUUCAUGUUCACAAGAACACUCUGUGUUUAUGGUCUCCUGUAUUUGACGACUUGAUUAAAUCGCGUAAAAACGUUAACGAUAUCAUUUAUCUCCCGAAGAAAAAACCGAAGGAAAUCUACGAACUUUUGUUGGUGAUCUACAAUCUACACACAAUUAAUUCACAAAAUAUAAUGUUACUGUUGAAAUUAGCUAAAGAGUUUGAGAUCGAAAAAGUUCGCAUUCUUUGUAGUUCAUUUAUACUAGAUAUGGAAAAACCAGGCUUGAAAUGUAUCAACUUUCUACUCCUCGCCGAAAGAUAUUCGUUGGAGGAUGUGAAGCAACAGUGUUAUGAAAUGGCAGCCUCGUUUUCGUUGAAGUAUUUAAAAACGUCCGAAAAAUUUAGAGACCUGAGUAUGGAGAGCAAAUUUCACAUUACGGAUACGAUUUUAAACAAAGUAGAGGCAUUUGUCGAGGAAUUUAAAAAGAAAUCGUGCAAGCUACUUCAAACGGUCUAUUUAACUGGACACGAAAAGUUUGUUGCCGAUAUGCAACCAACAGUGCGUCGGCCUUUCGUCUAUAGCUGUCGUCAAAGGACUUCGCACACAGGACUGAGGGAGAACGGUAAGGUUUUGACUAGACCUUAUGAUUUUCAAUGCUCCUUGUGUCGAUCAACUACAGAAAACUGGGCUAUGAAGAAAGAGAAGCACUUUCCAUUAAAUAAAUUAAUGUACGAUGUCACUCUAAUGAAAGAAAUGGUCUCUUUAUGUAAUCUUGAAAAAGACAAUAUUUCUUCCUAAUGUCUUGUUUUAUAUAAAUAUAUCGAUAAUAAUGGUAUUAUGUAAUAUAAUCUGUGUAGGAAUUAAAUGAAUUUUUUGUCUUCA